Molecule: messenger RNA, 2788 nt
Organism: Drosophila rhopaloa
Lineage: Eukaryota; Metazoa; Arthropoda; Insecta; Diptera; Drosophilidae
Gene: vg
Product: protein vestigial
Exons: 8
Coding region: 844-2232 (462 amino acids)
Biological process (GO): regulation of transcription by RNA polymerase II
Cellular component (GO): nucleus
Source: RefSeq, a predicted model, not a curated record
GAUACAAGAAAAAAAAAGUCAAGAUAUGUUGUGAAAUUGUUGAAUGUUAUCCAAAAAGUGAACGAAUAUUCUGUUAAUAUACGCAAAGGAAAACUGCUAAUCUAGUUGGAUUAUACAAACACUUCUAAGUGUUGGCAAUUCUUCGGCGGAAACGCGGAUGAGAAACGAAAUUGACGUUCCAACGCCAAAGGGAAUGGCCGCAUAAAAUAGAAAAAAAAAUAGAAAACAACGACUAACAGCAAUCAACAAUGUGGAAAUGAUAAUUGCAAUUGCCUGCACAAGCAAACAAAGAAGAAAGAAACAAGUGAAGAAAGUUGAAGAGCGACGAGGGGAAGAAACGAAAACAAAAAGAAAAAGAAAAUACCCACGAACGGGAAUGGCGAAUGAAUAGAAAGAAGUUUGCGAAAAGAGAAAAAAAGAAAAAAUUAAAAGAAACAUAAACAAAAAAGACGAAAAGCAAUUAUAGCUCUUGAUACAAACGCGAUGGUGUUUUACAAUAUGUAAAUAUAAUUAGCCGAGCGGAGUUUUCAUUCCAGGAAUUUCGCCAGCCAACAAAAGAAAUAAAUACUACGACUGCAACAAAAAACAAAACGCGCCUUGAGUUUAGAGCCGGUUUUAUAAUUACUCCAAGUUUUCAGCCUCUCUCUCUCUCUCUGUCUCCGUGUAUCUCUUCCAAUUCCGAUUCGAACUACGGGUAUUGGUAUCACAAUUCCCCGCUCAAGUGACAAUACCAAUUUAACUACCAUUCAUCGCAAAAACCGCAAAAACAGUGAUUACUCUCCGGUCGCGAGUGAGUGUGAGUGAGUGCGAGUUGCAGUUGCAAGUGCGAUUGCAACUGCGACAAUGGCAGUGUCCUGCCCCGAAGUUAUGUACGGUGCCUACUAUCCAUAUCUGUACGGGCGCGCUGGACCAAGUCGAUCGUUCUACCAGUAUGAGAGGUUCAACCAGGAUUUAUACUCGUCCUCGGGCGUCAACUUGGCCGCCUCGUCGAGCGCCUCCGGCAGCUCCCACUCGCCCUGCAGCCCGAUCCUACCGCCGUCGGUGAGCGCUAAUGCCGCUGCGGCGGCGGUGGCGGCAGCGGCCCACAACAGUGCGGCGAACCAGGCCAGCUCCUCCGGACUCCAGCUGGUCAGCGGGGCAGGGAUCGGGGGCAGCGGACUGCUCGGCAGCAAUGUGGUGCCCGGCAGCAGUAGUGUGGGCAGCGUCGGCCUGGGCAUGAGUCCGGUGCUGAGCGGCGCUGCUGGACACUCGCUGCACAGUACGCACAGGACGCACGCCCACGGCCACGCCCACUCCCAUGCCCACUCCCUCGCCCACGCACACACGCACCCGCAUUCGCAGACACAGACACACACGCACCCGCAUACGCACCAAACCAAAGAAGAGGAUCUCAUCGUGCCGCGCAGCGAAGCUGAAGCGCGACUGGUGGGCUCCCAACAGCAUCAGCAUCAUAAUGAAUCAUCCUGCUCCUCCGGUCCGGAUUCCCCCCGCCACGCCCACUCGCACAGUCAUCCGCUGAAUGUGGGCGGUGGAGCGACCGGCGGUUCAUCAUCAGCAGGCGGAACGGGUUCGGGGGGCGGCGAUGGAGGCGGAACCGGGGCAAUACCCAAGAAUCUUCCCACCCUGGAGGCGCCGAUGGGCAGUGGAGGUGGAGGAGGCGGCGGAGGAGGAGGCGGAGGGCUGGGCAGCAGUGGCCAGGGGCAAGCUCAGUAUCUAUCGGCCUCCUGCGUUGUGUUCACCAACUAUUCGGGCGACACGGCCAGCCAGGUGGACGAACACUUCUCCCGCGCCCUCAACUAUAACAAUAAGGAUGCGAAAGAGAGCAGCAGCCCGAUGUCGAAUCGCAAUUUCCCACCGUCGUUCUGGAACAGCAAUUACGUGCACCCCAUACCCGCGCCCACACACCACCAGGUUAGCGACUUGUAUGGCACAGCGACGGACACCGGCUACGCCACCGAUCCGUGGGUGCCACAUGCGGCAGCGGCUCACUAUGGUUCCUAUGCCCACGCAGCGCAUGCGCACGCCGCCCACGCCCACGCCUACCACCACAACAUGGCCCAGUACGGCAGUCUGCUGAGGCUGCCCCAGCAGUACGCCAGCCACGGAUCCAGGCUGCACCACGACCAGCAGACGGCCCACGCCCUGGAGUACUCCAGCUAUCCCACAAUGGCAGGACUGGAAGCGCAAGUGGCGCAAGUUCAGGAAUCGUCGAAGGAUCUUUACUGGUUCUAAGCAUCAUUGGGCGAUGGAUGGCCAAAAAGAACCUUCAGCAAAUGUAUAAACUCUGCCUGGGAUGAUGUUAGAAAUCGUUUCUCUCGGCAGCCUCGUAUACACAGCUCGACUUUCGGUCGGGCUUUUUGAAACCGCUUCUUAAGCAAAACUGCAGUCUGUGUUUCUGUGUGAGCAAAACAAUAACAAACGCAAAGGAUUUUGAAAUUUAAUUUAAUUUUACAAUAAUGUUUAACGUUUAAAUAUAAUUCAUAAGCUUAAAACACCUUGUAAACAAAAAAAUUAUCGCGCAUUCGAGACCAUUUUUUUCAGCGUAAUUUGAUUUUGUAAGUUUAGCAUCCCAUAUCAGCAAUUUAGACACAUACAAUAAUGAAUAUAUACACUAUAUAUAUAAAUAUACACAUACAAAUAUAUUGGUAUUCGUAAUCAGCGUUGGUAACGUUUAAUAAUCGACAUUUCUUGUAUAGUUAACGCAAACUUUGACAUACACUUAAAGCAAACAACAAAGUUAGAAUUUAUUUUGUUUAAACUUCAAUUUUUGCAAAUUUCAACAAACUAG